UUCAUUGCAUUCGCAGCCCUGUGUAUGUUCACAGACAUACCUGCUUCAACUGUCAGAGCGGCGACAUUGCAAUUUGGCCGAAUCUAGGAGGGCUCGGUUGGAUAUUUACACGGACAUUUGAUAAAAAAAAAUCACAAAUGGAGAGGGGUUAGUGUCGUGCUCCUCGUUUUUGUAAUCCAAACCCCAAGUACCCAAUACUCAUGCGGCUGGAUUUCGAGCAACACGUUGACAUCUCGUGCGUAUGACUUCAGGUUAUUCAAGAGAAAUUCUUCGCAUUUGUGGAAAUCGAGCCAGGCUUUACAGGGAGUGCCAGGGCUGAUCGUAAGCGCUGGCAUCAAAGAACCGAACCAUUAAAGGGUCAGAGACUAUCACAGAAACCGGCGCUUUGAGACAAUGAAUCAGGGGGCAUGAAAAGCCAGUCGGAAAUGGAUUUGUUCGCCUUAAGAUGAGAGAGAUAAUUCACUCAAGGCUACUUACUGUCCUCAGCACGAUGAAUCAUUUCACUGAUGUGCACUAAUGGCUCUAAACAAAAACCUGUUGAUCGUGAAAAUGGCCGUGUGCCCCUGACCCAUCCCGACAAACUGGAGAGGAUGGCCGAGCAUCUCCACGGCAACACACUGUCUGCAUCUGGGGCCCCCCACCCAAUCCCUUUCCUCACACUGGAACAGAAGGCUGCCUUCGUCUUCGUCCUUCUACUCUUCAUCUUUCUGGGGCUGCUUAUCGUGCGCUGCUUCCGAAUCCUUUUGGAUCCAUACAGCAGCAUGCCGAGUUCCACAUGGACAGACUAUAUGGAAAAAGACACGUUCGACUACCGCAUUGCCUGAGCUGCUAGCCAGAUUUUAGGCUAGAAGACAUGCGAUGAUUACCUCACAUGUGCGCACACACACACACACACGCAAAAGCCGACACACAACCACCACCACACCUCCUCCACCACCUCAGAGCCAGCUGUAUCCCUCAAGUGUUGUUGUUUCGUGAUGGUGGUUUUGUGUACUUGUGGGUCUGGUUUUUCCAUUUGAAGACUGCACUUAAACACACUUUCAUGUCUCACGUGUUUUGACAGGGUUUUUCAACUCAUAGCUUCCACCACUGAUGUCACGUUCAGCAUGGCUGACAAGUCUUAGCGAUGAAUCUUCUUUGUUAGAAACCAGCCAAAUAGCUUUAUUAUUGACGAACAAUAUGGUUAAUUAUUUUCUAUGUCCAAGGAAACGACAAAUUCACAGUUCUGUAAUUGGCGGGAAAAUUAGGUUAAUCCAUUUCUCAAUGAAUCAUUCCACACUUAUCAUAAAAGCACAGUGCAUUGGUUUAAGGAUGAUUAAAUCCUCUGAGCGCCUCGGUUUGGGACUCUUGAGCUUGCGCCUUAUAAAUCCGUGUGUUUACAGAACAGCCAGAGAAACUGGCCUUGCUGUUAUUCAGCUAAAUGUCAAUCAAUGUACUGACCUACCAGCCUCUGUGGGCAAACUGAAUGUUUGAUUUGCCAGGUCCUUUCCUUCCUCUCUCUACGGUGUUCUUAAUAGGAUGAGUCUGAUUUCCUCUCUGUUGUUCUUCAGUAUUUGCUGAUGUUGAAAUGGACUGUUCUAUCAAACGUUUGCCAUUCUGCCCAGGCUAUGGUUUUUUUCUUAUCAAAGUCUGGUUCACCUGUGAUUUGCUUGACUUACAUGUUUAAUAGAAAUGAAGCUGAAAUAAACAGGUCCAAUAUGUGUCUUGCGUGCAGAGGAGGUCAAUAUUGCCAUUUAGGUGCAACUUAUCUAUCGCUUUCAAGUCAGUGAUACGGCGGUGUUAUUUCUCCACAACACUGAUGUGGUUCUCACAAUGCACAUUGUGUCUUAGCUGAGUGGCGUGUCCAGUAUUUUUGGGCCUUUAAAAUGCAGAGAGAUGCUGGUGAUUUUAUUCAAAGAGAAAAUGUGCCAUGUAGUUUACAAGUGGCUUUUGCAUUUUAAUGUGCUUUUAUAUUUGUUUCCAAAUAAAAAAAAAAAGAUAUGUUUACAUCUCA
Messenger RNA from Cyprinus carpio (common carp), 1993 nucleotides. Its product is annotated as cortexin-3. NCBI's taxonomy places the organism in Eukaryota, Metazoa, Chordata, Actinopteri, Cypriniformes, Cyprinidae. The record is from RefSeq and is a predicted model, not a curated record.